Drosophila novamexicana is the source of this 979-nucleotide messenger RNA. RefSeq lists its product as uncharacterized. The record is from RefSeq and is a predicted model, not a curated record. Gene Ontology annotation, cellular component: filamentous actin; stress fiber; adherens junction. Gene Ontology annotation, molecular function: actin binding; muscle alpha-actinin binding. Bases 58 to 726 code for a protein of 222 amino acids. Lineage: Eukaryota; Metazoa; Arthropoda; Insecta; Diptera; Drosophilidae. The transcript is spliced from 2 exons. Gene Ontology annotation, biological process: muscle structure development; actin cytoskeleton organization.
AGCCGGUCACGUCGUCAGUUUUGCACACGGUGUUUCCCUAGGCAAUAAGCCCCAAACAUGUUCGACUCGAAGAUUAAGGUGCCCAAGUACGACUCGGAUGCAUUCGAUAAUGUCGAGUAUCAGCUGCAGAUGACCUAUACCCUGGAGACGGAUCGUAGGAUCAUGAGCUUUUACGAUGCCAUGUGGGGCAUAGAGGUAACUGGCGGCAUAGAUCAGUUCGAGCCGCUGACCAUUGUCAAUGUCUCGCCGACGGGUCUGGCCAAGCGCGGUGGCAUGCGUAUUGGGGAUGAGAUAACCCAGAUAAACGAUGUGCCCGCCUUGGAGCUGACCUUCAACGAGGCAUUGCAGAUCUUUCGUAAAUCCUCCCGUUAUGUGCGCGUCUUUGUGCGUGGUGAUGAUGAUGUACCCGGUGAGGAGGACUGGACAUGCGAUUGCUGGUUCAAGCCCCGCAAGCCCUGGCGACGCGACUUUACGCCCAUACAGUGGACCUUCCCGUGGAACGAUCGCCGCAAGCCCGUCUACAAGGAGUCCAAUUGCUUUAUGGUACCCAGCAAAAUGGAGGAGAAGAUUAGGGCGCGUCGUGCAGCCACCUCGGCGGUGCACAAGAAGGAGGAUGCGGCGCCGCACACGCGCUCGCUGACGCCCACGCCCAGGCCCAAGAACCAGCCCGGACCCAAUCUGCUCGAGAGCGUGCUGCGUCCACGCGGCCCGCCGCCCAGGGAUUAGCUAGCUCACACAUACACACAGCGGCAUGAACAUAUACUAUAUAUGUAAAUACACAUUGAUACGCAGGCAGCGCGGCUGGCGCUGCAGUGCGUCCAAGCUCAGCUGCGCCUGGACAGGCAACUGGCGUUCGGUACAGUCAGUUGAAGUGUCACAUGGAAAGGCGUUCCCAUUAGAGAUGGGCGCGUGUUGGACUUGUGUUCCAACACGACACACGAAACGCACGAUUUUUGAUUCAUUUUUCAUUUUUAAUAUA